UUUCAGUCAGAUAGUUCACACUUGACAAGCUGUGCUGAUGCAGAGGUAAUAUACACACUUGGAACCCAGUUACACCUGGCUAUUUGCUGCUUGCUGUGUUUCAGUCAUGAAGAACCUUCGUUUCAAGGAUUUCUUCUGGUACCCAGAUCUGACCUCCACUGCUGGCUAUGAUGCCAUCAUUCAGUAUCUCAGUGAUGGAAAAAGAACAUGCAAGGAGGUGGAGGACUUUAUGAAGGCCAGGGCUUCAAUCGAAGAAAGGUACGCAAAAGAUCUUCUUGGUCUGUCCAAGAAGGUGUGUGGACACAAUGAGAUGAACACAUUAAAAAGAUCCCUGGACAUGUUUAAACUUCAAAUCGAAAAUGUUAGUCUAUCACACUUGCAACUGGCACAAAGCAUGAGAGAAGAGGCCAAGAAACUGGAGGAAUUCAAAGAGAAGCAGAGAGAAGCAAGGAAAAAGAUAGAGCAACAGAUGGAUGCUUUCCACAAACAGAAGUCCUCACAGUUUAAGAGGACGAUGGAUUCAAAGAAAGCAUAUGAGCAGAAGUGUCGUGACAAAGAAGAAGCAGAUCAGAACAUGAACCGAAACACCAACACCAACAACACCAAGCUUGUGGAGAAGCUCCAUUUAAAAGCUCAGCAGGCAAAACAGAAUGCAGAAGAAGCAGACAAGUUAUACCAACACAAUAUUAUAAAUCUGGGAAAAAUUAGAGAUGACUGGCUGAAGGAGCACAUAAACGCUUGUGAGAUAUUUGAAAAACAGUCAGCAGAACGCAUUAACUUCCUGAGGAACACAGUGUGGACUCAUCUUAACCAGCUUUCACAGCAAUGUGUCACCAGCGAUGAGCUGUAUGAGGAAGUGAGAAGGUCACUGGAACAAUGUGACAUCCAGGAAGAUGUCGAACACUUUGUAAACCUCAGACGGACUGGAGAGAAACCACCAGCUCCAGUGGUGUAUGAGAACUUCUACACUGGUCAGAUGUCUCCAACUGGACCGCCACCCACUCGGCUGCCUCCACCAGCUGUCAGGAGGGGACCACUACCUGAUCCAACACAGAACAACAGAGAUGACGGACGCCGGCCUUUUGUGGAAGACGAAGACUAUAGUGUGAUCCAGUAUUAACAUCAGUUUCAGACUUACCCGUUAUAGCUUAUUACUUCCUCUUUUUGGGCUUCCUGUAAAACACUCAUUUCAGAUGGAAGAUUAGUGUCAUAACUAUAUAGUCAAUGUUUCACUUUAGGUUGUUUCAUGCUUUGAAAGUACCUCGAUUUAUUAAAAUAGGUAAAAAAUCAAAGUUGUUUAAAGUUAAUGUAUGAAAUGAAAUUAUUAAGCAUAAUAAACAUUUUUCUUCAU
Messenger RNA from Girardinichthys multiradiatus, 1351 nucleotides. RefSeq names its product proline-serine-threonine phosphatase interacting protein 2 (gene pstpip2). Lineage: Eukaryota; Metazoa; Chordata; Actinopteri; Cyprinodontiformes; Goodeidae. Gene Ontology annotation, molecular function: actin filament binding. Gene Ontology annotation, cellular component: cytoplasm; plasma membrane; actin filament. The record is from RefSeq and is a predicted model, not a curated record. The transcript is spliced from 14 exons. Bases 107 to 1120 code for a protein of 337 amino acids. Gene Ontology annotation, biological process: actin filament polymerization.